AUGUUUGAUCUACUCCACUCAACAUUGUAUUGGGUUCUGAAGACGUACAUCGUUUAUCGUAUUGUCAGGACAGCUGUGGCACUUUGGUCAACUGUUGCAAUAUAUGUUAUUGCUCCGUUAUUUUAUAAACCUAACUUUGAUCCAUACAAAGGACGGUGGACAGUUGUCACUGGUGGAACAGACGGUAUUGGAAAAGCAUACACAAUCGAACUGGCAAAAAAUGGAUUACGCAAAUUUCUCCUCAUUGGUCGAAAUGAAAUAAAACUUCAAGGCAUGAAAACUUAUUUGGAGGACAAGUUUGGCGCUCGCGUCCAAACGUAUCUGUUUGAUUUCUAUGAUGGUGAUUAUAAUGAGAUGAGAAAUUUUAUUGAGGAUAUCGAUGUUGGUUUUGUCCUAAAUAGUGUUGGUGUUGGACGAGAAAGAAUGGAGCGAUAUGGUGAUAACCCUGAAGCUGAUCGCAGACUGCUUAAAGUGAAUGGACUAGGUGCUGCUGAAUUCUUGUCAAUAGUUUUACCAACAAUGGAAAAGAAUGGUGGUGGACAGAUUGUUGUCCUGUCCUCUUGUCAAGGCUUUCGACCAUUUCCGUAUAUUGCGUCGUACUGUGCCUCAAAAGUCAUGCUAUCGUUCUUGUGUGAGGCAAUAAAUCGUGAAUGGUCAACAGUAAAGGUUCAGUGCUUAACACCUGCGCUUGUAGCAACAAAGAUGACACAUUAUGAUAACAAUUAUAGAUCAUUGUUUGUGAAAAAUGCGGAUGAUUUCGUAAAAGAAGCUGUCAAUACAAUUGGCUUAACGAGUAUGACAAGCGGAUGUCUUAACCAUGAACUGCAAAUGUUGACACGUCAUAUGUUUCCAUGGACCUUAUUGAAAUAUAUAUUAUUACCAGUUUACUGGUAUCAUAAGCGCAGGACUGAUGCAUCACAAGAAGUCACAGCCGAGAACAAAAAGGUUUAUUAA
Messenger RNA from Brugia malayi, 954 nucleotides. RefSeq lists its product as uncharacterized. NCBI's taxonomy places the organism in Eukaryota, Metazoa, Nematoda, Chromadorea, Rhabditida, Onchocercidae. Gene Ontology annotation, molecular function: oxidoreductase activity. Gene Ontology annotation, cellular component: endoplasmic reticulum. The coding region runs from base 1 to 954 and encodes 317 amino acids. The transcript has 8 exons. The record is from RefSeq and is a predicted model, not a curated record.